This is a messenger RNA of Lepisosteus oculatus (spotted gar), 2231 nucleotides long. It is a transcript of the gene lpla, whose product is annotated as lipoprotein lipase a. Lineage: Eukaryota; Metazoa; Chordata; Actinopteri; Semionotiformes; Lepisosteidae. Gene Ontology annotation, biological process: very-low-density lipoprotein particle remodeling; triglyceride catabolic process; fatty acid biosynthetic process. The record is from RefSeq and is a predicted model, not a curated record. Gene Ontology annotation, molecular function: lipoprotein lipase activity; apolipoprotein binding.
AUUGCACAUUUUGUGAGGAGGUAGAAACCUCAACUCACCCCCCAGGAGCAACAAUUGCACUUUCAGUAACUGCACUUUAACUCAUUGUCCCGUCCGUUCGGAUUACAACUACAAGCCCAGACCCUCUGCGCCGCAUUCGGACCGCUCUGCACCUCUGAGCCCUAUAAUAUCAUGGGAAAGGAAAGCCUGCUGCUAUUUCUGUGGAUAUACGUCGCGAAAACGUGGGCUAGCCUUGCAAUCUCCACUGAAGCCACCUCUUUAAGCAAUACCACUGACUGGGUUGUAGACUACAGUAACAUUCAAACCAAAUUCUCCCUCCGAACUGCGGACGAGCCAGAGGACGAUCUCUGCUACCUUGUGCCUGGUCAGCCCGAAACGAUCUCGCAGUGUAACUUCAACCCCAACGAACAGACUUUCCUAGUCAUUCAUGGCUGGACGGUGACAGGGAUGUUUGAGAGCUGGGUCUCCAAGCUGGUAUACGCCCUGUACAAGAGAGAGCCCGCCAGCAAUGUCAUCGUGGUGGACUGGCUGCACAGAGCCCAUCAGCAUUACCCCACCUCUGCAGCCUACACCAGGCUGGUUGGGCAGGACCUGGCCCAUUUUCUCAACUGGAUCGAGGCUGAGCUUGAUUACCCUCUGGAGCGCUCUCACCUGCUGGGGUACAGCCUGGGUGCCCACGUGGCUGGCAUUGCAGGGUAUCUGACCAAGAAAAAAGUCAACCGCAUCACAGGUCUGGACCCCGCUGGCCCUAACUUUGAAUACGCCGACGAGCAAAGCAGUCUGUCUCCGGACGAUGCCGAGUUUGUGGACGUCCUGCACACCAACACUCGGGGCUCCCCAGACCUGAGCAUAGGAAUCAAGAGGCCCGUCGGCCAUGUGGACAUUUAUCCCAACGGCGGAAGCUUUCAGCCAGGGUGCGACUUGCACAAAGCGAUGUACAUGAUUGCUGCUGCUGGCUUUAAAGAGAUGGACCAGCUGGUGAAGUGCUCCCACGAGCGCUCCGUCCACCUGUUCAUCGACUCGCUGCUGAACGAGCACAAGCAGAGCCUGGCCUUCCGCUGCGGGGCCAAGGAGACCUUCGACAGGGGGCUGUGCCUGAGCUGCCGCAAGAACCGCUGCAACAAGGUGGGCUACGAAGUCAAGAAGGUGCGCAGCCGCAGAAGCAGCAGGAUGUACCUCAAGACCAGGGAGAUCAUGCCUUACAAAGUUUUCCACUAUCAGAUCAAGCUCCACUUCUUCAGCCAGAAGAACAUCAGCUUCACUGUGCAGCCUGUGCAGGUGUCUCUCCAUGGGACCCAGAAUGAAACGGAGAACAUCGCACUUGUCUUACCUGCGAUGUCCACCAACAAGACCAUCUCCUUCCUGCUGACCACAGACGUGAACAUCGGGGAGCUCCUGAUGGUCAAGAUGAAGUGGGAAAAGGAUUCGUACUUCUCCUGGUCCGACUGGUGGGGAAGCAGCAGCUUCAUGAUCCGCAAGCUGCGUGUGAAGGCCGGGGAGACCCAGGCCAAGGUGGAGUUCCACGCCCAAAAUGGAGACUUCGCAGAGCUGAAAAGAGGAGGAGACUUCGCCACCUUCGUCAGAUCCAAAGAAAGUCACGUGAGCAAGAGACAUGCCAGGGAGCACAGACGCAGAAUGUACGCCAGCCCCUGGGGAAAGAAGAUGGACUGAGCCGCAGGCCGGACAGAACAGCACAGCGUCGUGGGAGCGAGACUGGAGCGAAGGGGCGGCGGGGAGCUAGUGUCUGGAUGACAAGUUUGAAUUUUGUUGUCUCUGGCUCGGCUCAAGAGCGUGGGCUCUUCAGCGCCGGGCAAUCUUUGUAGCCAUUUUCCAUCUGCCCUUCGCCACUCCUCUGCGUCUCAGCACAGACUGUUGCUAUCAAGCGACCGAACAGGCGUCAUUACACAGAUCCCGAGCUUGGUCUUAGUUAGUUAACCGCAGCUUUGGAAUUAAAGUUAAGGGAGAGGAAGAAAGAAACGGUGAUCUCAGUUUUAGCACUGGCAAUGUAGAUGUCUCACCUUAUUGGCUUUUAUUUACAUAUACAUUGUAACUAGGCAACUUAUGCAAUAUAGCACUAGCAUUUUAAGAGAGCAGGCAUAUUUACUGGCUGUAUGGAAGAAUUUGGAUUCCUUCUAUCCUAAAGUGUAUUAAGUGUUGUGCUGUUUGGCCUGUUUGAAUGUACCUGUUCACUCUGCGCCACUGUGUAUUAAAUUUAUUUAUGCUUUAGAGAA